Molecule: messenger RNA, 2676 nt
Organism: Acinonyx jubatus (cheetah)
Lineage: Eukaryota; Metazoa; Chordata; Mammalia; Carnivora; Felidae
Gene: ZNF282
Product: zinc finger protein 282
Exons: 8
Coding region: 1-2463 (820 amino acids)
Biological process (GO): regulation of DNA-templated transcription
Source: RefSeq, a predicted model, not a curated record
AUGCAAAGGCCUGGAAUUGGUCGCGGUAAAUUUGGAUUGGGAAGAGGGAGAGUGGGAGGUAAAGCCCGUGAAGGAACGAGGGAAGGGGAAAGGCCAGAAGAUACAGUCCGCAGGCACAGUUACUCUUGCAAAUUUUUCAGUAGGGUCAGACACCAUUUCCCUUGGGGAUGCCCAAUACAUAUUUGCAGCAUUAACAGAAAUCGGGACCCGGCAUUGUUUGGGACUCUGGGGCCAGGCAUCCCACACGCAGGGAUCCAACGAGCAUAUCCACCCAGGGCCACCUGGGGGGCGGCGGUGGGCGUGGCCCAGGCCCCGAAGUGGCCCCCGCCGGUCCCCGCGGGCGGGCAGGAGCUCGGAGGCCAUUGGCUGGCGAGCUGGCGGCGCAGGGGCGGGGAGCGCCGCCGAAGGGGACUGUUUGCUCCUACGGGCUGUAGAUGGAGCUGUCCGGCCCCGGCGAGGGGGAAGGCGCCUGGAAAACGUUCUUCUUCUCCCUGGCCGGCCCGAGCGGGGAACAGCACUCCCAGGAUGCAGUUUGUGUCAACACGGCCGCAGCCUCAGCAGCUGGGCAUCCAGGGCCUGGGGCUGGACAGCGGGAGCUGGAGCUGGGCCCAGGCUCUGCCCCCGGAGGAGGUCUGCCACCAGGAGCCGGCGCUGCGCGGGGAAAUGGCCGAGGGAAUGCCGCCCAUGCAGGCUCAAGAAUGGGACAUGGAUGCCCGGCGACCGAUGCCUUUUCAGUUCCCGCCCUUCCCAGAUAGGGCACCCGUCUUCCCUGACCGCAUGAUGAGAGAGCCCCAGCUGCCCACAGCAGAGAUCUCGCUCUGGACCGUGGUGGCCGCCAUUCAGGCCGUGGAGAGGAAGGUGGAUGCCCAGGCUAGCCAGCUGCUAAAUCUGGAGGGGCGGACGGGCACCGCCGAGAAGAAGCUGGCAGACUGCGAGAAGACGGCCGUGGAGUUUGGGAAUCACAUGGAGAGCAAGUGGGCCGUGCUGGGGACCCUGCUGCAGGAGUACGGGCUGCUGCAGAGGCGGCUGGAGAACAUGGAGAACCUGCUGAGAAAUAGGAACUUCUGGGUGCUGAGGCUGCCGCCAGGCAGCAAGGGGGAGGUCCCCAAGGUUCCGGUGACAUUUGUCGACAUCGCUGUCUACUUCUCUGAGGAUGAGUGGAAGAACUUGGACGAGUGGCAGAAGGAGCUUUACAACAACCUUGUCAAGGAGAACUACAAAACCCUGGUGUCCCUGGACGCGGAGGGCGCAGUGCCCAAGCCGGAUGCGCCAUCCCAGGCGGAGCCCAGGGAAGAGCCUUGCGUGUGGGAGCAGCGUGACCCAGAAGAGCGAGAAAUCUUAAUGGAUCCAGACACAGGAGCGGAGCCCCUGGUGCCUGCACAGGAUUCGUCCUCUCAGGUAAAGCGGGAGGAAGCCCUAUGUGUCCGGGGCCAGCGGGGCCUGGAGGAAAGAGCCGUCCCCACGGAGUCUGUUACUGACUCACCAGCCUCCGCCCAGGACCUCUUGUCCCGGAUUAAACAGGAGGAGCACCCGUGCGUAUGGGAUCAGCAGGAUCUGGCAGAGAGAGAUAUUCCAACGGACCCCAAUUCAGAGUCUCUGAUCUCAGCACAUGACAUUCUGUCGUGGAUCAAACAGGAGGAGCAGCCAUACCCGUGGGGCCCACGUGACUCCAUGGAAGGAGAGCUCGGAUUAGACUCUGGCCCCAGUGACAGCCUGCUGCUGGUGAAGAACCCGCCCCCCGCCCCGCAGCAGCCGCAGCAGCCGCAGCCGCAGCCGGCUCCGCCGAGCCUGGCGGUGCUCCCGGCGGCCGAGACGGGGGCGGGCGGCGGGCCCCCGGACGACGGCUUCCCCGCGCUGGCCGGGGAGCGGGGCGCGGGCGGGGCGCAGGGGGGCGGCGGGGGCGCGGGCGGGGGGCCCGGGGGCGGCGGCGGCUGCGGCAGCUGCUGCCCGGGCGGGCUGCGGCGGAGCCUGCUCCUGCACGGCGCGCGCAGCAAGCCCUACUCGUGCCCCGAGUGCGGCAAGAGUUUCGGGGUACGCAAGAGCCUCAUCAUCCACCACCGCAGCCACACCAAGGAGCGGCCGUACGAGUGCGCCGAGUGCGAGAAGAGCUUCAACUGCCACUCGGGCCUCAUCCGCCACCAGAUGACGCACCGCGGCGAGCGGCCCUACAAGUGCUCCGAGUGCGAGAAGACCUACAGCCGCAAGGAGCACCUGCAGAACCACCAGCGGCUGCACACGGGCGAGCGGCCGUUCCAGUGCGCGCUCUGCGGCAAGAGCUUCAUCCGCAAGCAGAACCUGCUCAAGCACCAGCGCAUCCACACGGGCGAGCGGCCCUACACGUGCGGCGAGUGCGGCAAGAGCUUCCGCUACAAGGAGUCGCUCAAGGACCACCUGCGCGUGCACAGUGGCGGCCCGGGGCUCGGUGCCCCUCGGCCUCUCCAGGCGCCACCAGAGCACGACUAGGGCUGGGCUGGGGGAGGGGAGGGCCCGGCGGCAGGAGCAGGGGGUGGGGAGCGGCCCCGGGCUGGGGGCGCGUCCGGAACACCCCCCCCCCCCCAACCCGAUCCUGCCCGUGGUUCGUGGUUCUCGGCGCGCCUUCCCUCCCUCCACCUGCCGCCCGCUGGAAAUUGGGAAGAGGAAUUGCACUCCAGACAGGGUCCUGGGGGGGGGGGGGGG